GAUAUAUAUAUAUACGCCGUUUCUCUUAUCGUAUUAUGUAGCUGAUAAUGACUCUAGUCUGAGCUGAAAGCUUCACAUAGUUAAAUAAAAUAAUGAAUUUAGUUGAGUUUUUCAUACAAAUAUUAUUUAAAGUAUUAUUUGAUUACAAAUAGGAGUAAUAAAUCUAUUAGAUGUUCUUCGAUGUGAGAUUUGCUUAUCAUUUUUAUAAAAACAUCAUUGUUGACACAUUUAUCUGACAUUUAUAGUUAUUUUUAUUAUAGUUGUAGAACAUAGUAUUCUAUAUAUAAAUAGUCGAAUGAAUCCUGAUGAUAUAACAAGAAAUUGACAUUUCGUCUUUUGAUAACAUUUUGUAUUGUACAUAUAAACUAUAUAACUAUCAUCAACAGGAAAAAAAAUCAGAUUUUGCUAUCCGAAUCAUUGCUGACUUUAGUUUUUCAAUUUAUCCAAAGAAGAAGGAAACUUUUCUUGUUCUAUUGGAAUUUUGAUAUUCAAAAAAUAUAAAAUGUAUCGUUUUAGCGUACUUCUUAAAAUGUAAUUAUCUUGAUUUUUUGCCAUAAUCGUUAGGGGUUAAGAAUGAUAAAUGAAACUACUCACUAAUGAUUACCAAAUGUGACCGCUUUUCUUCUCUUUUCUUUUCUCUGUGGCCAUAAGUAAGUAUAGGGUGCAUGAAAUGUAAUAGGGUAUCAGUCAGUCAGUGUAGUAUGUACACUUUGCACUAUUUCUUGUACAAAUCAUUAUCAUGAUUUAAUAAUGAGGCAAGAGAGAAGAGAAAGAAAAACAGCACUCUUUCUCAAGUGUUUGAUUAUAUAUAUAUAUAUAUAUAAAUAUAUCACAAGAGAAAUGAGCAAACGAGAGAGCGAUAGAGAGCAUAGAAAUUGAAUCGUUAACAAUAUUGGAAUUUUACUAAAAUAUAGUUAGUAUGUGUAAAACAAACUCUAUUAUUCAAAACGGAAGCUAAUCGAACAAUAUUGAUGAACUAUUUAAAAGAAUUUAAUUAAAAUAGAAAAUAUGCAACUUUUUUUUAAACGCUAGUUCUUGAAACUCACUUUGAACGAAAUAUCUCUGAAGUUAAUUCAAUAGACAGUUUUGAUUAAAUUCCUUGAACUUUAUUUAUCCAUUAUCGCCAGCAGAGAAAUGCUCUUCAUAAUAUGAGGAAAGUAAGUUAAUUUAUUCCAUUAAAAAAACAAUUUACAUUCAUCGAAAUAGUAUACAGACAAUAAUAGUUGUUGUUUUCUUUUUUUGAGAGUAAAAGUUGUAAAAUUCUAGUAUUAUUUUACGAAGUAGUCAGAGAUUAAACUUCCGCAUAUGUUCUGUGUAUAAUGCUCUUGUUAACAUGGAUGAAUAACAAAUUAUUUAUUGACUAAAUCAAACUUUUCACUCACAUUGUAUGCAUAUAUGUACGUUGAACUAUAAUUGAACUGGAAGGACAAAGUGUAAAAGACUCAACAGUAAAAAAGAAUUGAUAUUGUUCUUUAUAUCAUGUGAGAAACGAUCAAACCUAUCAGAAUAUAUAUAUAUAUAUAUAUAUAUAACAGUGUAAUUCUACACGAUUUUUGUUUCAAUUGAAGUAUAUGUAUGUAUAUAUGUAUACGCACUUAACAUACAUGUUGGAAACAACAGUAUAUGAAUCUAUUGUCAAUAACACUUGCACUUGCAAAAUAAUAUCAAAUAGAAAGUGUUAGAAUUGUUUUAUUUUAUUACAUUUUAGAGAAAAAUAAUUGAUUUUAAGACAUUAUCAACUUGCUGUUCAUUGAUUUCUAGUCUAGAAUAGUGUUAAACAGCUGUUGAAAAUAAUUAGUAGAAUUUUAAGUGUUGUUAGAUAAAAAUAAUUGUUAUAAAUAUUUUAUAUGUUAGUUGACUACUGUAUGGUUAACGUUCAUCAUUUUUACUAAUUGAAUUUAGUUAAAAUUUUUGAACAAAAUAAAUGACAAUUGUGCUUGCUAUAUAGUUUGAUUUUAUUUAAAAUUCAUUUUCUUCUUGUAUUAUUUACAGGUUCCUGCUAAGAAAUCAUUGUUACCGCUACGUAAACGUGCCAACACAACGAUCAAUAGUUCAACAAAUGGCAAAAUUCCAGUUCCUUCUUUGAGUUUAACACCUGUGCAAAUAAUGUCUGCCAAAAUUCAUUGUUCAGAAAAACCAUUACCAACAAACAGUUCACUUAUUGUUGGUUGUCGUGUACAAAUUGGUGGUUUAAAAACUGGUAUAUUACGUUAUGUAGGUAGUGUUCAUUUUGCUCAAGGUCAAUUUUGUGGGAUUGAAUUGGAUGAACCAGAUGGAAAACAUAAUGGUGAAGUUCAAAAUAUUCGAUAUUUUGAUUGUCCUCAAAAUCAUGGUGUAUUUGUUCCACAAGAAAAAGUGAUAGUUCUUUCUUCAACACCAGAAAGACAAAUACCAUCACCUAAAAAAGAGAUUCCAAUUCCAGUUCGUCCACCACAAAUAAGUCGUUUAAGAGCACCUGGAACAAUGAUUCGUUCAUCUACAAUAACAUCAUCAAAUGUCUCAGUACCAACGUCUGUCGCAAGUGGAUCCGUCCAAUUGCAAUCCAUUCAGUCAACAAGUCAAAUAUCUUCACUCUUGCCAGAUAUUGUACAAAAUACAUUACAUAAUAAUAACAGUCCGAUUAUGACCGUACCUGUUCUUCCUGUUGUUAUAUCGUCGCCAUCAGUUGUUAAUACCACUACUGAUUGUGAAACGAUUUCUCCCGUACAAAUAAGAGAAAAUGGUGCCAUCAAUGUUCUUCCUCAUAUUGAUGACAAUGAGAACGAUUAUAGUGACGAUGUAUUCGAUGUAGCUGAUAAUCAUAUAACUCCACAAUCAAAACAACUAAAUAAAUCACAAUCAUCCUUAAUCCCGUUUGAAUUAACAAAUACUAUUGAUACUGCCAGUCCACAUAGCUGGCUAACAGCACCUUCACCAAUGGUAGAACCACCGCCAGUUUUAACUCCAGCUACAAUUUCUCAACCGCCACUACCACCACCAUCACCACCACCAUCACCAUCACCAUCACCCCCACUACAACAACAAUCACAAAUUUUACUUGAACCAUCCGAAUUAGUUGAUAGUGUAUCAUUAAUAUUGAAUCAAUUACAACAACAACAGACACAUCAACAUAUUGAAUCGAUCAGUGAAGAUGGUGAUAAUAUGGAUGAAGAUGAAGAGUACGGAGAAGAAACUCGAGAAAAUAAAGUAGUCGAACACGAACCACAAUCAGAACAAGCAUCAACUACAGAAAAAAUGAAUCAGAAUGGCACGGAUGAUUUAAAUCAGAGUAUAACAAAUUGUGUUCAAACGGAUAUAUCAUUCGAUAAAAAUGACGAUAUUACAUUCAUACGUUUAGCAGAUGUAAAAAAUCAAUCGUCUGAUUUGAGUACAAUAUUUGAAAAAUCAGUAGAAGAUAGAUCGAGAGACGAGAGAGAAAAAACACUGACACCACCACCACCAACAACACCAACAACAGUUGAUGAAAAUGAGCAGAAAGAGAAAAUAUAUAGUCAUUUAUCGUCUGAAUCUUCGGUGACACAUGAUCAACAACCCGUGGAGGAUGAUCAUUCAACCGCGUUGUCAUCAUCCGAACUCUCAAUUCCAUCACGUACAUCUUCAAUAACUAGUCAAUCAUCUGCAUUAAAUAAACGAAAAGUAUUCGGUCAUGAUAGUUCAUCAGAACCACUUGGUAAAAAGAAAACAAGUACUCCAAAAGUACAAACAACAACGAUGACUAGAAUUAAUCGAAAAAAUCCAAAAGAUGAAAAUGAGCAACCAGGUAUCGUAAUAUUGCUUGUUGAAUUCUUACUUAUUAUGUAAAAUAUGAUUACAGAGUCCUUGGUUUCGCUCACUUUUUCAGUUUUUGAUGUUGAUUUGACCUUAAUUGUUAUGAAUGAUCAUGCCUGUUUGAUACUGAAUAGAGUUGAUUAAUAUCAUAGUGUCCUAGUACAAGAAACAGAACGGAAAUAAAAACGAAUACUGAUAGAUCGAUCUCUUCAGAGAUAAGAAGAAAUAUUCUUUAAUAGAACAUUUUUUUUCCACAUAUAGAAUAAGAAAAGAACAGGUAGAGUUAUAGUUGUUAAAUGAUGUGGUGAGUUAGAAAAAUUGACGAUAUCGGCUUGUCAUACAUGUUGAAAUCUCACUAAUGAUUUUUGAAUGAUGGAUUGUAUUAAUUUAAGUGCUGCUUUUUCUUUGCUAACUACAGCAGUAUAUUUCUGGUUGUUUUCUUUAA
This is a messenger RNA of Didymodactylos carnosus, 4213 nucleotides long. NCBI's taxonomy places the organism in Eukaryota, Metazoa, Rotifera, Eurotatoria, Philodinida, Philodinidae. The record is from the annotation of a GenBank genome assembly.